AUGAAGAAGAAGGUGCUGUUGAUGGGCAAAAGUGGAUCUGGUAAGACCAGUAUGAGAUCCAUAAUAUUUGCAAACUACAUAGCAAGGGAUACGCGACGCUUAGGAGCAACAAUUGAUGUAGAACAUUCUCAUGUACGUUUCCUUGGAAAUUUGGUUUUAAAUUUAUGGGACUGUGGAGGUCAAGAAGCUUUUAUGGAGAACUACUUUGCUUCCCAGAGAGAUAAUAUCUUUCGUAAUGUAGAAGUUUUAAUAUAUGUGUUUGAUGUUGAGAGUAGAGAAAUGGAGAAAGAUAUGCAUUAUUAUCAGUCUUGCUUAGAAGCAAUUUUGCAGAACUCUCCAGAAGCUAGAAUAUUUUGCUUAGUACACAAAAUGGACUUGGUAUCAGAGGAUCAAAGAGAUGAUAUAUUCAGAGAAAGAGAAGAAGACCUUAAAAGGCUAUCCAAACCCCUAGAAUGCACAUGCUUUAGAACCAGUAUAUGGGAUGAAACUUUAUAUAAGGCAUGGUCCAGUAUAGUGUAUAAAUUGAUACCUAAUGUUAAGGCACUAGAAUCAUCUCUUAAACAGUUUGCAGCGAUUGUAGAUGCAGAUGAGGUGUUAUUGUUCGAGCGCGCGACUUUCCUCGUGGUAUCACACUGCCAGCGGAGGCCGCACCGUGACGCGCAUCGCUUCGAGAAAGUCUCCAACAUAGUCAAGCAGUUUAAACUUUCCUGCUCCAAACUUGCUGCGCAGUUCCAGAGUAUGGAGGUACGCAAUAGCGUAUUCGCAGCCUUCAUAGAUGGCUUCACAAGCAACACAUACGUAAUGGUAGAAAUGUCUGACCCGAAGAUACCUUCAGAAGCGACUUUGAUCAACAUCAGGAACGCCAGGAAACACUUUGAGAAACUAGAGAAAGUAUCCUCAUCGGCCCCUAGUCAGUACCAAUGA
Chilo suppressalis (striped riceborer) is the source of this 924-nucleotide messenger RNA. The record is from the annotation of a GenBank genome assembly. NCBI's taxonomy places the organism in Eukaryota, Metazoa, Arthropoda, Insecta, Lepidoptera, Crambidae.